CCGGGAGCAGGGUGGCCCCGCCAGUCCCCGCGCGCCGGGCGGCCGCACACGUGUCCCGGCGUCACGUCCGCGCGCGCCCCCGGGGCUUACGUCAGCGCUGCUCCGAGGGCUGCUGCGCCGGGCUCUGCGCCGCCGGGGUUCGGGGCCCGCGACCGCCGGGAGGAGGGGCCGCCGGGGCCGCUCGGACGCGGGGGGCGGCGGGGUCGUCCGCGCGCCCCGCCCCAGCCUGCCCGGCGCCCGCCGUCUCGGUUGCCGGCCCGGGCGGGCGCGGUGGCGUUGCUCCGGACCCGGCGCCCGGCGGGCGCGCACCGCCUGGCCCCGGCGGCCCCGCGGAAGGCAGGCGGCCGCGGGUCCAUGGUGGGUUCGGAGCGCGAUGAGCCGCCCGCCCUCCACCGGCCCCAGCGCUAACAAGCCCUGCAGCAAGCAGCCGCCGCCGCCGCCGCAGCACGCUCCGUCCCCGGCUGCGCCCCCGGCCGCCGCCACCAUCUCCGCCGCGGGCCCCGGCUCGUCCGCGGUGCCCGCCGCGGCGGCGGUGAUCUCGGGCCCCGGCGGCGGCGGCGGCGCCGGCCCGGUGUCCCCGCAGCACCACGAGCUGACCUCGCUCUUCGAGUGCCCGGUCUGUUUUGACUAUGUCCUGCCCCCCAUCCUGCAGUGCCAGGCCGGGCACCUGGUGUGUAACCAAUGCCGCCAGAAGUUGAGCUGCUGCCCGACGUGCAGGGGCGCCCUGACGCCCAGCAUCAGGAACCUGGCGAUGGAGAAGGUGGCCUCGGCGGUCCUGUUCCCCUGCAAGUACGCCACCACCGGCUGCUCGCUGACCCUGCACCACACGGAGAAGCCGGAGCAUGAAGACAUCUGCGAGUACCGACCCUACUCCUGCCCCUGCCCGGGGGCCUCCUGCAAGUGGCAGGGGUCCCUGGAAGCCGUGAUGUCCCACCUCAUGCACGCCCACAAGAGCAUCACCACGCUCCAGGGCGAGGACAUCGUCUUCCUGGCGACGGACAUCAACCUGCCGGGGGCCGUCGACUGGGUCAUGAUGCAGUCCUGCUUCGGCCACCAGUUCAUGCUGGUGCUGGAGAAGCAGGAGAAGUACGAGGGCCACCAGCAGUUCUUCGCCAUCGUCCUGCUCAUCGGCACCCGCAAGCAGGCCGAGAACUUCGCCUACAGGCUGGAGCUGAACGGGAACCGGCGCCGGCUGACCUGGGAGGCGACGCCCCGGUCCAUCCACGACGGCGUGGCCGCGGCCAUCGUCAACAGCGACUGCCUGGUGUUCGACACGGCCAUCGCGCACCUGUUUGCAGACAACGGGAACCUGGGCAUCAACGUGACCAUUUCUACCUGCUGUCCGUGACGCGCCGGCAGGACGUGGGCACGGCGCCGUGGCCAAUAAAGGGUUUUAUGGGUGUUCCAGUCACUGUGCCUCCAGCAGUCAGCCCGCGUUCGGUGUGGACCGCAGCGUCCCUCUGGCGCGUCCGCUCAGCAGGGUGCGUUCAGUUGGGACGACUGCCGUGGGCCUGCCGGCCGCUCGGACGCGGUGCUGUCGCUUCAGUUCUGCUGCACAGCCCUGGACGGGCUGCCCCGGUCUCCCGCAGACCAGGUGUGAGGAAGCGGAGGCUCCUUCCUGCCCCCACCCCUGUGUUGGUCCCUCCAAAUUCACAAAGCACAGUGACUGUUAAAAGGUUCUUUUCAUUUUGUGUUUAGGGGAUAGGAAUUGUUCUGAUGCAUUUUAAACGGUGUUUCUCGAGCCGGGAGGCGGACCACUGUGCGCAGGGUCACCGGAGGACUCGUGGGCGUGCCCCUUCGGAGAGCCCGUGACUCGGAGUCUGAGAAUCGCCGGGUUAAAUUGUGGGGAAAGGGUCCAGGUUUUAAAGGUGCUUUAAGAUUGCCCUCUACUGACACUGUUUGUCUUUCUACAGUUUCCCCCCACCCCCACACCCACCCCCAAAUUAAAACUAGAACUACAGGUCCCCGGGAGCACACUCCUAAGACCUGGUCUCCCUUGUGUUUGGGGUGGGUGACCUAGGAAAGCAAGUUCUAUGGCCAAUGAGAGUCCUCACGUAAUUAGUUUUUGCUCAUCGCAGGUCCCGGGGACCCGUGUCCAUGGGGCCCCCCCGGACGCCCUCCUUGACCGCAGCUGGUGGAAAGACUAGGUCAGUAGUUGGAAAAGCUUUAUAACCGUGUCAUAUGCUUGCUAUUUAAAGGUAUGUGUUGGUUGGUUUGUU
Molossus molossus (Pallas's mastiff bat) is the source of this 2219-nucleotide messenger RNA. It is a transcript of the gene SIAH2, whose product is annotated as siah E3 ubiquitin protein ligase 2. The record is from RefSeq and is a predicted model, not a curated record. Lineage: Eukaryota; Metazoa; Chordata; Mammalia; Chiroptera; Molossidae. The coding region runs from base 374 to 1348 and encodes 324 amino acids. Gene Ontology annotation, molecular function: ubiquitin conjugating enzyme binding; ubiquitin protein ligase activity; zinc ion binding. Gene Ontology annotation, biological process: proteasome-mediated ubiquitin-dependent protein catabolic process; multicellular organism development. The transcript has 2 exons. Gene Ontology annotation, cellular component: cytoplasm.